GUCAGACGCUGCCAAUGGAUAAAAUCAACAUGAUUUUUUUGUAGAAAGAUUGUUUUGCAAAAAUUCAGCAAAUUGUGAUAAGUGACUGGAAGUGAAAAUCUCUUGGUCAAGGAAGAAUGAAUGACUUGUUAAAAAGAAAAUAUAUAAAUGUCGGCUCAUCAGCUACAGCAUCAUCAAUGUGAACAGCUCUUGGUUUAGAUAAUUCAAGUCGCGUACUAAGUUUCGAUCAUCGCACGUCGCAUACCGGAGCCAGUGUUAUUGGUUCGUUCGAGGCAUGCAUGAUGUCCUCGGCGAGGUUAACGAGCGCUUGGGAGGACAACAAGUCCCGCUCGGAAACGGUCCUGUGUCCGGAGAAAUACUCUUCGGCAUCGACCAAUGGACGCUACUCGUACAGUCGUGGUGGAGUAUCACGCAACGGAAGCAGAGAUGAGUACAAAUUGCACAAAAGUUUGGAGGAAAUUUCCAAGGACAUCAAGGAGCUGGAAGAUUUCAUAUCGGUCACAGAAGAAAUAUUGAGGCGUGAGCGGGAAUAUGACGAGCAACUCUAUCAAAGAGAGCGCCAACGUAAAGCUUUCGAGAAAACGAUGCAACAGAUCAAGAACAAGUGCAGUCCAACGAAGAUUUGCUUUGGUCGAACGGAUAAUUCCAAUAGUUCCAGGGUCAAGUCACCAACCUUCAAAGUGAAUAUUACACAGCAGAGACGAAUUAAAUCCUUUAGUCCGAAAGGUUACAAAUCAAAAUUGUAUUUCCGAAACGGUAAAAUUGGGUGUCUUGACGCGGAACAAGCCGUGUCAAAUUUGAAAAGUACACAUGAAUUGGUGAAAAGAAUAAUCAACGAUGAAAACAAUAUGUUGGUUAAAUUGGAACAUCAGCACUACACUAUGCGUGAGGAAGAGGAACCGCCUACCUCGGUGGGAACUCCACUGGAGAGUUUACAGAUGUGUGUCACGGAAUCAGCUCAUUCGCUUUGCAAUGAAUCGUAUAAGGCAAUACACAACGAACCCGACAACAAUGUCUCCGAGUCUAAGUUGGAACAAAACGCUAGUAACGAACGAAUAAUAGAGGAUAUCGAAGCAAGGAGUCCACCGCCAAGUGCCAACGAUUUUGUAAGCGGACGACUAAGACAUCUCGCGAACCGAUUUUCCGAACGUACCAAACGCAUGAGAAAUAAGCUGGAAAUUCCACCUACUCCUUCGAGCAGCGUUAGUGCGCCCUCAAUAGCUCCGUCAACGCAGAGACAUAAUGCUGAAUUGCGUGCCAUUCAAAACUCCGCCCUCACCCUGCAGUCGGCAACUGGGGCGGACACGUGCCAUCACCACUAUUUUUGUCCCAUUUUCUGUACCGGUGCCAAAACGAACACAGUUCUAGAUCCACAAGGGAAAUUCUAUAUUUCUUGGUUAUUUAUUGUAUCCCUGUCGUUUCUUUACAAUGCGUGGGUCAUUCCUCUGCGAUCGUCGUUCCCGUACCAAACGCCAGAGAACACUAAAUAUUGGAUUGCGAUCGAUAUUUGUGCCGAUGUUAUCUAUCUGAUCGAUAUUCUGUUUGUGAAGCAUAGAAUAAUGUAUCUUUUCGAAGGAUUUUGGGUCAAAGAUACGAACCUGACUCGGGAAAAUUACAUGCGGAAGUUACAAUUCAAGAUGGACCUUCUUGCUCUUAUGCCACUGGAUUUGCUGUACCUGAAGGUUGGUACCGAGCACGUGGUGUUACGAGCCCCCCGUUUGCUGAAGAUUCAAAGCUUCUGGGAGUUUUUCAAAUUGAUUGAUCGUGUAAUUUCCUCGCCGCAUAUGAUACGUGUCGUCAAGACAUUAACCUACAUGCUGUACAUGAUACAUUUGACGGCUUGCUCGUACUAUGCAUAUAGUGCAUACCAAGGUCUCGGCUCCAACCGUUGGGUGUUCAAUAACAAAGGUCACGCCUACGUCCGAUGCUUUGCAUUCGCAACCAAAACUGCCACUUCGAUUGGCAAAAAUCCCAAACCGGAAAAGGAAGGCGAACUGAUGUUCAUGACGGCCGCCUGGUUGAUGGGAGUGUUUGUUUUCGCGCUGCUGAUCGGUCAGAUCAGGGAUAUUAUAGCGACAGCAACCCGAUCGAAGUCCGAGUACAAACAGUUGGUGGAUGAAACGUUGGAGUACAUGAGGGAGCUGAAUUUGCCGACUGACCUGCAACGACGAGUAAAAAUGUGGUUCACUUUUACCUGGGAACAGCAGCGUAGCUUGGAUGAGACUCACAUUAUGGACGCUUUACCAGCGAACUUGAAGACCGACAUAGCAAUUUCGGUACACAUUCAAACACUGUCCAAGGUUCAACUGUUUGCCGAUUGUGAGGAAGCGUUGCUACGGGAGCUGGUGCUCAAACUGCGAUCUGUUACAUUUCUCCCAGGAGACUACGUUUGUCGAAAGGGUGAAGUCGGAAAAGAGAUGUACAUUGUUAAAACCGGCCAAGUGCUAGUUAUGGGAGGUCCUAGAAAUGAUAUUGUUCUAGCUACUUUGUAUGAAGGUUCCGUUUUUGGGGAGAUAAGCUUGUUGGCUAUCAAUGGGGCAGAAGGGAAUCGUCGAACUGCAGACGUACGCUCAAAAGGUUUUUCUAAUUUGUUUGUUUUAUCAAAGUCAGAUCUGAAUGAGGCGAUCGUGUACUAUCCGAAUGCUCAAGCCAUUCUGAAGAAACGUGCGAAGAGUUUGAUGCGUAAGAAUGCCGCUCGCGAAAAAGCUGAGUCAAAGCAAAGCAUCGAUACCAAUGAUGCCGAUACCGAUGUAGUGAUCAAUAAUCCAAAUCGCAACUCUUCCCCCAAAUUCCUGAAAACUGUGAUUCAAGUAUUACCAAAGGAGUCGCCCGCCGUUCAGUUGCUUACACAAGGGUUUAAAAAUGAUCAAGUGAAAGAAGAAAUAGUUGAACAGUCCCAACAGGAAGACACUGUUUCCACCCGCAGCUUGGAAGUUCACACUACACAGGUGCAGAUUGAAAACGAAAAGAACGUUGAACUACCGUGUGAUUUGGUGUAUAGCAUCAGGAAGGAGCUGAUGGAUAAUAACAGCUACAUCAAUUUGACCGAUGCAGAAAAAUAUAAGCUUCUGAACGAACUGUCGAACGAUAAUUACGAGCAUCAGAAAUCUCCGGUAUGAAUCUCAAACACUCGUAGAUGAACUAUGAUAUGGAUACAUUUGUAUUCGUAUUAUAUGUUCGGAAGCGGAGGAGGGUAUAUAACCUUUAACUAUAUUCAAGUAAAUGUUACUACAGAUCAAAUCACCAACCUUAAAAUGUUAAUACUUGAUACGGUUCUAACCUUGUAGCAGAUUGAUUUUUAUUCUCUUUCGAUCGUCAUUUGAAAUUUGCCAACUUGACUGGAAGUAAUUCAUGAACAAAAUUUCUUUCUUUCUGAACAGCUAUAUAAUGACGAUCUUUAUUGUUACCUACCAUCUUACUAAUCAAUGUCAAGCGCUCACAAGGAUUGUCGCGCCAUGGAACUGAAAAUAAAUAGUUACGUCUGAUGUUAUAAA
Topomyia yanbarensis is the source of this 3494-nucleotide messenger RNA. It is a transcript of the gene CngB, whose product is annotated as cyclic nucleotide-gated cation channel beta-3. Gene Ontology annotation, biological process: monoatomic cation transmembrane transport. The coding region runs from base 279 to 3119 and encodes 946 amino acids. The transcript has 8 exons. Gene Ontology annotation, molecular function: cGMP binding; intracellularly cGMP-activated cation channel activity; protein-containing complex binding. Gene Ontology annotation, cellular component: intracellular cyclic nucleotide activated cation channel complex; plasma membrane. NCBI's taxonomy places the organism in Eukaryota, Metazoa, Arthropoda, Insecta, Diptera, Culicidae. The record is from RefSeq and is a predicted model, not a curated record.